Molecule: messenger RNA, 3032 nt
Organism: Centrocercus urophasianus (Greater sage-grouse)
Lineage: Eukaryota; Metazoa; Chordata; Aves; Galliformes; Phasianidae
Gene: GPHB5
Product: glycoprotein hormone subunit beta 5
Exons: 6
Coding region: 784-1173 (129 amino acids)
Biological process (GO): G protein-coupled receptor signaling pathway; regulation of thyroid hormone receptor signaling pathway
Cellular component (GO): extracellular region; cytoplasm
Molecular function (GO): hormone activity
Source: RefSeq, a predicted model, not a curated record
CACAUGCAGCAGCUGGGAGGAUGGAUUAAGGAAUGUUCGUACACUCGUGCACAAUACUGUUCUUGGGACAUAAAGCUCUUUUGCAAAGCCUCUGAGAUUCACCUGAUCUUGAAUGAUGAGCAGACAAGCUGCAAGCUACCAGCACUGAUAACCCUGACACCUUCAACAGCAUAUUUGAUUUCUUUGCUCUGCCUGUCCAGAAUUCAGAGGAAAAGCUGCACAAGCCUGAAUGGAUGAGUGGAUGCACCAUCUUCAACACAGUUUUGGGUUGUGUUGCUGUAGCUGUCUGGAUCAGCAGCACCCCAGGCAGUCUGUAACCACUGACACUUGGCCUCUUGAUGAUGUGCUUGGCUGCUAAAGCAUCCAGAACUGGGAAAUCACUGUCCAGUAGCGAGGAGGAGAGUCUGACUUUCUGAGGCUGCACUGGGAGUUUAUGGAUGCAUUUCUCUCACUCGUGUUUAAGAAACUCACUGACUGGUUUGGUGUUAUGAAACAGUAUGCUUUAAGAUAAUCACUAUUGGAAAGGAGCAGCUUGCUUCACAGUCAAUGACUUUGAUGCCUUGGGUUGUUCAUGUACGGAUCUGCCUCUGUCUUGCCUUGAUUGACAAGACCCUUUCUAUAAAUCUGUGCAAUUAAGCAGCCCCAUAGCAGCUGCGAAGGAGAUCUAGUCAGCAGAAACCUGACAAAAAUUGCUGUGCAGAUCUCUUGCUGCUCCUUCUGACAUCCUGAAACACCAUCUGCAAUUUAAAGCUGCAGAAGGCGAUCUGACUCCAACAAGUUGGAAUGAAGCUCCCCUGUGUGACCCUGGGUGCUCUGCUCCUCCUGUUGCUGGCUGGCCAUGGAGGCACGGAGACCUCUGCUAUCGACCUGCGCACCUUCAUCGGUUGUGCCGUGCGUGAGUUCACCUUCGUGGCCAAGAAGCCUGGCUGCAAGGCACUGCGGAUCACCACGGAUGCGUGCUGGGGACGCUGCGAGACCUGGGAGAGGCCAAUACUGCAGCCGCCUUACAUUGAAUCUUACCACCGUGUCUGCACCUACAAUGAGACCAAGCUGGUGACAGUGAUGCUGCCCAAGUGUGCCCCUGGAGUGGAUCCCUUCUACACCUACCCAGUUGCCAUACGCUGCAACUGUGACUUCUGCUCUACGGCCACCACUGAGUGUGAGACUGCCUGAGCUCUCCUUCCCCAGGUCAAGUUCCUCCCUGGCUCUACACCUCUGCUGUCUCAGAGGGUGUGGGUCAGCCCAGAAUUUGGUCUCACCAUGUAAUGCUCCUAAUCAUCGGCUUUUCUGGCAGAUGAGGUUUAGUUCCCUCUUCCCUUUCUGUAGAAAUGUAGAACGCAGCCUUAUAAUAGCAAAUCCUAUGGAAGAAAAAUUGAUGCUGUUUCCCUUCCUUCCAGGCUCUACAUAGAGCGGGACCUUUCUUCAUGCACAAAGUGCACAUGGACUGAAUAGUCACAGAGGGGUUGGAAACAGGCCAUAAAUGCAUGACAGCCAGUAGAACAGCCUUUAUUCUUUUUAGUUUUAGUACCUUCCCACUAAUGUAAGAAUUACCAACAUUUCCCCCUCUUGCCCCUUCUGCUCUUCUUACGCUGAGAUCUGUCAAAAAUAUCUGUCAAGGAAAAGGCCGUACAGACAAUAAAAUGGAAAUGGGUAUCAAAUCACAAACUUGAAAUUACACCCUAAGCCCUAACUCAGCCAAUGAGACCAAGCUGAGCUCUCCUUCCCCAGGUCAAGUUCCUCCCUGGCUCUACACCCCUGCUGUCUCAGAGCGUGUGGGUCAGCCCAGAAUUUGGUCUCGCCAUCUAAUGCUCCUAAUCAUUGGCUUUUCUGGCAGAUGAGGUUUGAUUAAUAUCUGUGGACUUACAGCUAAGUGCGUAUUUCAGUGAUUUGCUUAAUUGGAGCAUUUCUGCUGAAAAAAAUCUUGCCUUACAAGAGAUGACUUCUUAAAAAGCAGAAAGAAGCACAUUAAAUGUGUAAUGCUUUUGUCCAGGACUGUCCAGAAGAAGAAUUGGCUUCAUGUAAAACCAGAGAGGCUCUGCACAACCCUAAAGUCCUCUCUUGACAAUUUCCAGAGUUAGAGGGACCAAGCCAAAAUGUAGUGCUUGUGGUUCAGUUUCAGCAAGCCUUGGCCAAGGUAAUGGGAAAGAGGGGGCUAUGGGGGUGUUUCCCACACUUCCCUUAACUGCUCAACCAGACAGGGACUUGCUUCUCAGGAGAUGCACAGAAGGCAGACAGAAGUGCUCAUGGGAGAGCUGAGGAGUUGUCUGAUAGCAAAUAAUGCAGCCAGCACGGGUGGGACAGGCCCAGGGCAGGGAAAGCAGCAGACAUGCCAAAGGCUGGUCCACACCACCUUCUUCAGAACCACUGUCUAUAGACUGGGGGGUGCAUGGGAGCUGCUGCAGCAUCCCCCCUCUGGUGACCACAGCUGUGUAAGUGCCUUAGUCCUCCAUCUCCCACCUGGAGGAGGACAGAUUCAUGUUCAUCCCUCAUUUCUCCCCCCUGAACAAAAUAGGAAAUGAUGUGAAAACAUCAAAAUUUGGCCAAGUGCAAGAGAGUCACAGGAGCUUACAAACAAAGACAACUCAGAUAGCCAUUAGCAGAGAACUGCUGCUGAGAGAAUGUCAGCACCUGCCUUCCGCUCUGAUUAAGUGUCUUCUGGAUGCAGUUCCUCCAUUCCCACAGUUGUGUGCCUGAAACUUCCCCAAGUGCCUUAUCCUCCUUGAGACAGAUCUUUUUGUUUUUAAUCUGAUCUGCAAUGUAUUAGUUGCUGUCAUGUUUUGUCGGUGGAACUGUGAAAGUUGCCCUGUGGCUAAGUGGAAAGGAGAACAUUUUAUCAUCUGCCUUCAGUAGCUCUGAAUUCCAUGUCAAACAGCAGCAGAAGCAGUUUUCUGGUGAUGGUGAGUUUAACUGCCUUUAAGGACCCUAAAAAAGUCCUUCUGUUUUCUUUCAAAUUGCAUCUCUCUAAUCUUGUUAUUGUUUUACACAGCAUCACAACUAUUAUGGAAAACCUACAAAUUAUUUUGUGUCCUUAA